This is a messenger RNA of Fusarium pseudograminearum CS3096, 1809 nucleotides long. RefSeq lists its product as uncharacterized. Gene Ontology annotation, molecular function: oxidoreductase activity; copper ion binding. The transcript has 3 exons. The record is from RefSeq and is a predicted model, not a curated record. NCBI's taxonomy places the organism in Eukaryota, Fungi, Ascomycota, Sordariomycetes, Hypocreales, Nectriaceae. Bases 1 to 1809 code for a protein of 602 amino acids.
AUGUUGUUUCGUUUUCUGGCCUUGUUGCCAUUCUUGGCUGGAACAUUCGCUGAAUACAAGGUGCACGAUGAUACCUUCAAGCCUGACUACGUUCUAGAAGCAACUUUAGACGAUAUCAAGAUCAACUGUGUCUCAAGAUCGUCAAUCGUAUUCAAUGGCACCUCUCCUGGACCGACGAUAUACCUCCAAGAGGAACAGACGACUUGGAUUCGAGUUUACAAUAAGAUUCCAGACAACAACGUCACAGUCCACUGGCAUGGUCUGAGUCAGCGAGCCGCACCUUUCUCUGAUGGUACUCCCCUCGUCAGUCAAUGGCCCAUCCCAGCCGGCCAAUUCUUCGAUUAUGAGAUUCGACCAGAGAUUGGAGACGCAGGAUCUUACUUCUAUCAUUCGCACGUCGGCUUUCAGAUCGUGACUGCCUUUGGAGCUUUAAUAGUCCGAGAUGCUGGAAAGCCAGAGUACAAGUAUGAUGGAGACAUCCCUCUUCUGGUAGGCGAUAACUAUGCUGCCGAGGAUGAAGUGAUAGAAGAGGGCCUAUUAGCAGAUCCCUUCAAGUGGUCUGGAGAGCCUCAAGCUAUAACUAUCCAAGGGAACAGCGGCAACAAGAGUUUCUAUGAAGCACCAGACUCUAGCUGUAUGCCUCAUGUCGUUAACGUUGACCCCGGCAAAACCUAUCGGCUUCGGUUCAUCAGCGCUACAGCGUUGUCUAUGAUCAAGCUUGGAAUAGAAGAUCACGAAAACCUUACAGUCAUUGAGGCUGACGGGUCAUACACAAAGCCUGCUAAGAUCGAUCAUGUCCAAGUGUCACCUGGUCAGCGCUACAGUUACCUCAUGAAAACCAAAACUUCGAAAGAGGUGUGUGGAGGUGACAAGUCGCAGUAUUGGAUCCGGUACGAAAGUCGCGAUCGACCGAAAGUGAUCAGCGGAUACGCCUUACUCAAGUAUCGGUGUGACAAAAAACAGCAGCUUCCAAAAUCACUACCCGAGACAUCACCCAUCGAACUGUCCAACAGUACUGCUGACUAUCUCGAGUAUGCCCUGGAAGGCUUAUCGGAGAAGAACAACCAAGCAUUUCCGAGGUUGUCAGAAGUGACGAGAACAGUUGUUAUUCAGAUUAACCAGAUCCUCACUACUGGAGCUUAUGUUAAUGGAACGUUGAAUGGCACAGUAGCUUGGGCCCAAAAUGGCCUACCUUGGAAAGAAAAUGUUCAGGCUGAGCGUCGUCAAGUCCCAUAUCUCAUUCAGAUUUACGAGAAUGGCACUACUCCCAACUAUACUCUUGCUCUGGAGCACCAUGGUUUCGAUCCAGAAACUAAGGCAUUCCCUGCCAAGGUCGGUGAAGUCUUGGACAUAGUCUGGGAGAACAACAACGGUCCUACAGGUGGCUGGGACUACCAUCCCAUGCACGUCCACGGAUACCACGUAUACGAUCUCGGCUCUGGCAAUGGUACCUACAACGCAACCGAAAACGAAGCUCAUUUCGAAAACUUCACCCCUGUUCUACGGGACACGACGAACCUCUAUCGAUAUGCUGUCAAGGGUGUUCCGCAUCACACCGCUGGUUGGAGAGCUUGGCGAAUUCGCAUCACCGAGGAGAACAUUGGUGCCUGGAUGAUGCAUUGUCAUAUUGCUCAACAUCAGGUCAUGGGUAUGGCCACCGUUUGGGUGUUUGGUGAUGCUGAGCAGAUUCGGGGCAAGUUCCCUGCUCCGCCAUAUACGCAAGGGUAUCUCACCUAUGGUGGAAGUGCUUAUGGAACUGAGGAUGAUCAACCUUGGGUGAACGAGUACUACAGUGAAAAGGGUAAUUAA